Messenger RNA from Coregonus clupeaformis (lake whitefish), 987 nucleotides. RefSeq names its product protein piccolo-like. Bases 1 to 987 code for a protein of 328 amino acids. The record is from RefSeq and is a predicted model, not a curated record. Lineage: Eukaryota; Metazoa; Chordata; Actinopteri; Salmoniformes; Salmonidae. The transcript has 2 exons.
AUGAGAGACCAGACCAAAAGCAAACAGCCAGGACCAGCCAGGACCAGCCAAGACCAGCCAGGGCCAGCCAGGACCAGCCAGGGCCAGCCAGGACCAGCCAAGACCAGCCAGGACCAGCCAGGACCAGCCAGGGCCAGCCAGGACCAGCCAGGGGCAGCCAGGGCCAGCCAGGACCAGCCAGGGCCAGCCAGGACCAGCCAGGGCCAGCCAGGGCCAGCCAGGGGCAGCCAGGGCCAGCCAGGACCAGCCAGGGCCAGCCAGGGCCAACCAGGGCCAACCAGGGCCAGCCAGGGGCAGCCAGGGCCAGCCAGGACCAGCCAGGGCCAACCAGGGCCAGCCAGGGCCAGCCAGGGCCAGCCAGGGGCAGCCAGGGCCAGCCAGGACCAGCCAGGGCCAGCCAGGGCCAGCCAGGGGCAGCCAGGGCCAGCCAGGACCAGCCAGGGCCAGCCAGGGGCAGCCAGGGCCAGCCAGGACCAGCCAGGGCCAACCAGGGCCAGCCAGGGCCAGCCAGGGGCAGCCAGGGCCAGCCAGGACCAGCCAGGGCCAGCCAGGACCAGCCAGGGGCAGCCAGGACCAGCCAGGACCAGCCAGGGCCAGCCAGGACCAGCCAGGGCCAGCCAGGGCCAGCCAGGGCCAGCCAGGGGCAGCCAGGGCCAGCCAGGGCCAGCCAGGGGCAGCCAGGACCAGCCAGGGCCAACCAGGACCAGCCAGGGGCAGCCAGGGGCAGCCAGGGCCAGCCAGGACCAGCCAGGGGCAGCCAGGGGCAGCCAGGACCAGCCAGGGCCAGCCAGGGGCAGCCAGGACCAGCCAGGGGCAGCCAGGGGCAGCCAGGACCAACCAGGGCCAGCCAGGACCAGCUGUUCCACUGUGAGUGGACAUCAGACAUCAGGCAUGAGCAGAGAGAUUAGGAUGUCAGACCUGCUGGGUUCAGACCUGCUGGGUUCAGACCUGCUGGGUUCAGACCUGCUGGGUUCAAAUACUAUUUGA